Messenger RNA from Esox lucius (northern pike), 2835 nucleotides. It is a transcript of the gene plbd1a, whose product is annotated as phospholipase B domain containing 1. The coding region runs from base 145 to 1752 and encodes 535 amino acids. Gene Ontology annotation, cellular component: extracellular region. Gene Ontology annotation, molecular function: glycerophospholipase activity. The record is from RefSeq and is a predicted model, not a curated record. Lineage: Eukaryota; Metazoa; Chordata; Actinopteri; Esociformes; Esocidae. The transcript is spliced from 11 exons. Gene Ontology annotation, biological process: phospholipid catabolic process.
ACAAGGAAUCUGCUUCUUGUGAGAAAUUCAUACCAAACGUUACCAAUCCGGAUAGCUUCUGCGCCGACUCCAUCGUUAAGGAAAUUGAACUUUGAUCCAGACUUUCAAUUCUUCGCUUUAAAGCUUCAAGGUCAUCGGAUAUAAAUGAAGUAUCUGUAUUUUUGUAUUAUGCUUAAUGUUGCUGCGACUUUCGUCAACGCAGACAAUGUGAAAGCGGCCACAGUGUACUGGGAUGCUAAAGAGAAGACUGUCCUGCUGAAAGAAGGAGUAUUGGAAAAAGAGGGGGACGCAUAUGGAUACUUCAACGACAGCCUCUCUCAAACGGGCUGGAGUGUACUGGAGAUCCGUGCAGGUUACGGGGACACUCGUGAGCAGGACGAGAUCACCUACUUCCUGGCUGGAUAUCUAGAGGGCUUCCUAACUGCACCGCAAAUGAUUAGUCACUAUGCAAACAUGUACCCCCAGCUGAUCACAGGACCCGAAGUCUUAAGUCUAGUGGAGAAGUUCCUUACGAAGCAGAGCACAUGGACCAGGCAGCAAGUGAAACUGAACAGGACUACUGAUCCCCUGUGGCACCACACCGGAUUCAUAGUUGCCCAGAUGGACGGAUUACAGGCGGGAGUCGCAGACUGGGCCAAGAAGAAAGGGGAAAAGCCUCUGUCCCUGUUUGCUGUCCAGUUUCUGAAUGCGGUUGGAGAUCUUUUGGACUUAAUUCCAACCCUGGUCCCUGGUUCUGAGCUUCCUCUUGGAGGUUUCAAAUAUCCAGGAAUGGGCCACUGCUCUGCCCUCAUUAAGAUGCUUCCAGGGUUUGAGAACCUGUUAUUUGCCCACUCCAGCUGGUACACCUAUGCUGCCACCAUGCGCAUCUACAAGCACUGGGAUUUCAACAUCAGUGAACCCAACACUGCCACGGGCAAGCUGUCCUUUAGCAGCUAUCCAGGCUUCCUGGUGUCUCUGGAUGAUUUCUACCUCCUGGGCAGUGGCCUGAUGAUGACCCAGACCACCAACAACGUAUUCAACGCCUCCCUCUUCUCCCAGGUCACGCCCCAAAGCCUGUUGGCUUGGCAGAGGGUGCGUCUGGCCAAUGCCCUGUCACACACUGGGAAGGAGUGGGCCAGCACCUUCUCCAGAUACAACUCUGGCACCUACAACAACCAAUAUAUGAUAGUGGAUAUGAGAAAAGUGAACCUGGGACACAGUUUGGAAGAGGGUGCCCUGACAGUGGUGGAACAGAUUCCUGGUCUGGUGGAAUUCUCUGACCAGACUCAGGCCCUGCGCAGGGGCUACUGGCCUUCUUACAACGUGCCUUUCCACCCCCGGAUUUACGCCCUCAGUGGCUAUGGGAAGAUGUGGGAGGAGUACGGGGAAGACUUCUCCUAUGAUCUCUGCCCCCGGGCCAAGAUUUUCCGCCGGGACCAGGCUGAGGUCAAAGACCUCGACUCCCUCAAACACAUUAUGAGAUACAAUGAUUACAAAAAUGACCCCUACUCCAAGGGUGACCCAUGCAAGUCCAUCUGUUGCCGGAAUGACCUGAGGCAUCAACACCCCACACCAGGAGGAUGCUAUGACACCAAAGUGACUGAUUUCCACAUGGCCCAGCAGUUCAGGGCGGAGGCAGUCAAUGGCCCCACAACUCAGGGGGCUCUCCCUCCAUUCUCCUGGGACAGCUUCAACACUACAGCCCACCAGGGUUUGCCAGACCGCUACAACUUCACUUUCAUCAGAAUGCAGCCUGCCCUCUUCAUGCCAUGAAGGGGGAAAGGAGGUUGGCAAAGUCUCACCACCUUGAAACUUGUUUUCUAUACUAAGAUUGGGCUCCGCUAUUCUAAUUAAUGUACCAUUUUGUAUGUAUUUGUCUGCCAAGAAUUACCAAGCAUCUGGUAUAUGAUAAAUCACCCUCAGGGGGAAAGGCUUUAAAAGUUUAAGCUUGAAAGAUUUCUUGUUUAAUGUAGUUAUUUUUCAUUAACCUACCAACUUUUGUCCUUGUUACGUUCGGUUUGUCUUUUGAAUACAGAUCAAUUACCAAAAUCAUGUUGUCUAUGGCAGAUUGUUUAAAAAUAUAUUUUGUAUAAAAAAAUUGAAAAAAAUUAAAUGAAUAUAUUAUAAAACGACUUGCCAUAAUAAUGCACUAAAUUAAAUAUCUAUGCAAUACUCAGUGACUGUAGCUACUGUAGCUCAGUGCAAUUCCUCUGAUUACGUAGCUAGCUAACCGCUAGCAACAGUAACUAUUAUAUACUGUCUAGUGGGAUUUACAGUCUACUGUCUAGCUUGCUAGACUGAAAAAUAUAUUAUUCCCAAACAUAUUGGCAUCUUAAGAUUCGCAUAAAGCCCAGGUAGCUAACAUACUUUAGAUGGUCUGAGCUGUUUUGGUAAAACCAUUUAGCUAGAUAUUUUUGUGGGCAAAUAAAGGGGUAGCCCAAUACUUUCAAAUCUUGAUUACAGUGAGUGGUGCUAUAUUGAUCGAAUACAGUUUUUUUCUGGUUUCAUUUAUGACAAUUAAGUACUGUACAUUUAUAAAUACUUUUUUCAUCCCGUCAACUCUAUAUUCACAACAGUGCCCUUUAGUAGUUUGUAAUACUGGUCAUAUAAGACAAUAAAGAUAUGAUCAAAAUUAUAACACAUUUCAAAUGCAGCAAUCAAAUGAUACAGUUUAAAAAUGUUGUAUGUUUUACUUUAUACCCGUGAUUUUUCUUGUUAACACAAUCACCUAGCGGGGUUAAUAGUUUACCGACCUCAUUUACCACUUAACAUUUUGCACUGAUUUCUACGUGUGCUGUCUCAUAAAUGUCUUUUUCUUUUUUUUAUCACUGUGAAUAAAUAAAACCUGUAUUUUUC